Messenger RNA from Didymodactylos carnosus, 2052 nucleotides. The record is from the annotation of a GenBank genome assembly. Lineage: Eukaryota; Metazoa; Rotifera; Eurotatoria; Philodinida; Philodinidae.
AUGGAAAUUUUGAUACUACGAGUGGCUGGAAGACAUUAUCGUGAUUUUUUACGUACUAUUGAUCAAUUGCAUGAUAGCAAUCGAUAUAGUUUUCCACAUAUGAAUAGUCCCGUCUUUCAUGUCACAGAAGAAGAUGAGAAUGGUGCUGUACUUCACUAUAAAUCAAAACGUCUUGGAUGGGAAACAUACACCAUUGGUGGACUCAAAGAAUGUGCAGCAAAAUUAUUUAAAACUGAUGUUACAGUUCGAAUUCAAGCAGAUGAAUCAAGUAAUGGAACGACCGAUAUUAUAUUUCGGAUUGAUUUUAAUAAUCGUGGAACAAUAAAGCAAAUAUUCUAUUUGUCAACACUACCAGAUUUGACAAGUGAAACAUUUUUUAAAGUAUUUCCAUUUUGUAUCGUUAUCAACCGUUUUAUGCGUAUUUUUCUCGUUGGUCAAGGUAUUCGAAAAUUAUUUGCUCCACCAUACGACAAAGUAUUAGUCGGACAAAGUUUUAAUGAUGCAUUUUCGCUUAUUCGACCCGAUAUUCCACUUCAAUAUCAAAAAAUUUUAUCUUAUGGUCGACAUAUUGUAUUUGUCAUUGAAAGUAAACAUCCAUUACGUGCUGAUAUAUAUCGAUCAAAUGAUGUACCAAGAUCUACCGUUCGCCUUAAAGGUCAAAUGAAAUCAAUUAAAAAUUGGAAUAUGAUUGUUUUUCUAUGUCACCCAGUUUUGGCGACAAUAGAAGAAAUGGUUUCACUUGGCUUAUAUUUGAAUGAUUUAAAUUUUUAUGAUGGUACAAGUGAAAUGUUAACUGCAGGAACAGAACGUUCGAGACAAUUAAAACAAGCCAUAGACAGACAACAAACAUGGAUAGCUGAAUUAGAGAAUAGUAAAAUUGAAUAUCAAGAAUGGCGAAAGAAAAGUAGAUAUCUUUUAUACUCAAUGAUGCCCAAACAUAUUGCUCUGAUGUUACAAGAAGGUAUUCAACCAAAUUCCAUUUGUGAGUCACACAAAAUGAUAACAAUCAUGUUUUCUUAUACGUUAGAUUUCAAAGAGUUAGCAUCCAAAUUAGAUCCUAUUCAAAUAAUUAAUAGUUUAAAUCAAAUAGUGAGCACGUUUGAUCAAUGUACAGAUAAAUUUGACGUAUUCAAGGUUGAAACAAAAGCUGAUUUAUCAUAUAUGGUUGUUGGUGGAUUAAAAAAUCGUUUACCAUUGAACAGACGUACAUCAAAUAAUAGUACAGCAUCGAAUGGCAGUUCAGUCAAUAGUAAUGAUUUUAGUUCUCUACUUGAUAUUAAAAAUCCAUUAGAUAUGAAUCAAGCAGAAAUUAUUGCUGGACUAUCAUUAGAACUACAAAAACAAUCAGACAAUUUUAUCAAUCCAAUGACAAAUAAACCAUUUCGAAUUAAAUUUGGUUUUCAUUCUGGACCUGCAGUGGGUGGAAUUGUUGGUAAUAAAAACUUUCAAUAUUGUUUAUUCGGAGAUACCGCUAGUCGAGUGACAACAUCUGGAGAUAUUGGUCGAAUUCAUGUUAGUCCGACAUCUUAUCAGUUACUAAAGUGCUCACCAUACUAUGAUUUGGUGUACAGAGGGAGAACAGAACUAAAGGGUAAAGGAUUAUAUGAAACAUUCUGGCUAGUCGGCGCAAAAUCAAAUUAUUCAAAUGUGCUUAGACCAUUUAAUCAACAUUUGAUACAUCAACAGCAACCGUCCUUAAACUCUAAUCGUUAUCAAAAUGAUCUUCAUCUCAAUGAUAAUGUUUUUGAUCCGCCUGUUUCAUUAAAAAGCUUAGAGAUCAAAACUUUUGAACUGCCAAAGCAGAAUCAACAAACUAGUAUAAAUAUUCGUAUAAAUGACGACUGUACGUCUUCGUCAAGUGUCAGAGAUUAUGGUUACGUAUCUACUUCGCCAAAUGAUGAAAACAUAUCAAUAAGUAAGGAGAGUAGUGGUCAAUUCAAUGAGCAACUACUUUUUUCACCACGACCAUCUCGUCCACAUAUCGCCACUCGAAAAUCCGUGUCGUGCGCUUCAGCAAAAUGUCCAUUUAGCUCAUGUUUUCCCUUUGAUUAA